AUGAGCUCGUCAAGUCGACACUUUCCAAACGACAAAUCGCUCUCUCAUCACGUGUGCGACGCCCACCAAGAACUCCUCGCCUCCCUCACGCGCAUCAACACCCACAAUCCUCCCGUCCAGACAUGCUCGACCGGCUGGACCUUCCACGGCCUCUACUAUGGCCCCACAUCUGUGGCGUACUUGUUCUACCGCCUCUCUCAAAUCUACCCGGACCUCACCUUCAAGGGCCAAUCACUUCUGGACUGGGUUCAGGCAUAUCUGGACCUGGGGGCUCAGUCCGCCAAUCGCCGUGAAGCUGUCGAUUCGAGUCACUGUGGGAUCGGGAACGAAGUCCUUGCACAGCUUGCCAUCCGGGCGGCGAUGGAGGAGGAUCCCAGCCUCGCCCAGGAACUGUGUGCCUAUGAGAGUGUCAUCAAUGGCGCGGGCGGGUCCGACGAGUGGCUGUACGGCCGCGCGGGAUAUCUUUAUUACUUGCGCCUAGCGCGCUCUGGCUUUGGUGAGGAGGGCUCAAGGGCGAGGGACCUGCUCGAGGCCACCAUCGACAAGACCGUGCGGCGGAUCCUGGCCUCGAAACAGCCCUGGACGUGGCACGGCAAGGCGUACCUCGGCGCCGCGCACGGCGCGUUCGGCAUCCUGUGCCAGAUGGUCCUCUCGUCUCCGCCGUGUGUCCAGGCUGUCGAGCAUCUCCUCUCGUCCCUCCUCGAGACGCAACUCCCCAGCGGGAACUUCCCGUCCUCUUUACCCCCCGGGUCCGACAGACUGGUCCAGUUCUGCCACGGCGGACCGGGCGUCGUCCUGGCCCUGAGAUCUCUCCGGCCGCAUUUCCCCAUCCUCAAGGGGAAGAUCGACUCGGCGAUCAAAGCCGCCCAGGAAGACAUUUGGGAGAGGGGCCUGCUCACCAAACAGCCGUGUCUGUGUCAUGGCAUAGCGGGCAAUGCGCUGGCCCUGGACGACGACACGCAGUUUCGGCAUUUCCUGGCGUGCAUGUCCACCGAAGCCCUCGAGGGCGAUUUCGGGUGGUUGGGGGACGCCGGGCGAGACGACCAGCUUGUCGCUCUGUAUACGGGAGAGGCGGGGAGGGCGUGGGCAUGGGCCGUUGCGGACAAGGGACUCGGUGAAAAGACAUGCAUUGGUUUCAACGAUCUAUGA
Molecule: messenger RNA, 1149 nt
Organism: Fonsecaea nubica
Lineage: Eukaryota; Fungi; Ascomycota; Eurotiomycetes; Chaetothyriales; Herpotrichiellaceae
Exons: 1
Coding region: 1-1149 (382 amino acids)
Biological process (GO): carbohydrate metabolic process; peptide modification
Cellular component (GO): plasma membrane
Source: RefSeq, a predicted model, not a curated record